Molecule: messenger RNA, 1638 nt
Organism: Exophiala spinifera
Lineage: Eukaryota; Fungi; Ascomycota; Eurotiomycetes; Chaetothyriales; Herpotrichiellaceae
Exons: 1
Coding region: 1-1638 (545 amino acids)
Biological process (GO): transmembrane transport
Cellular component (GO): membrane
Molecular function (GO): transmembrane transporter activity
Source: RefSeq, a predicted model, not a curated record
AUGGAUGACAGCAAAAUAAACACUUCCGACGUCAAUGUCGCCGCCCAGGACAGCUCACUUCCAAAAUUUGAGGCGCACACCGAAGGUGAAGUCCGAGAAACUGUAUUGCUCCGAGACUUCAACCUCUGGAGCACGCUGGGAAUUGGUUUCUCCUACAUUGCAACACCAUUAUCCGUCGGAACCUAUCUGGCUUUCAGCCUUUCGGCGGGUGGAAGCCCGUACUUUUUCUAUGGAUAUGUUGUAUGUUUCGUAUUCCAGACCUUGGUCGUCUUGAGUUUGGCCGAGAUUGCUGGAUUUCUACCUCAUACCUCAGGCAGGCAGCCCAAACCGACGUUCCACGGGAGCUGUACUGAUUCUUCACCAGGUCAAAUCUUCUGGACGUCACAGCUGGCGCCCCCGGCAUAUGCUCGCCCGCUGAGCUAUUUCACCGGGGCAUUCACCAUGAUGGCUUGGACCUUCUGGACAGCAGCGACGUUUCUGUUCACUGCGCAGCUCGUCUUGGCUUUUGUCCAAGUCUGUGGUGCGACGUGGGAUCAAGAAGACUACCAAGUCUUCCUUUUGUACGUCGCCUGCAGUGUCUACGGAUUUUUCAUGAACACAUGGGGCUUCAAAAUCAUGCCUUUCAUGUCCAAGGUCAUGAUCGGCUACGUCAACCUUGGCGCUCUGUUUAUCUUGAUCGCCCUGCUGGCCAGGGCCACGCCCAAACCGUCCGCAAGACAAGUCUUUGUCGACAUUGUCAACGAGACCGGAUGGUCGUCAGAUGGAAUGGUGUUUUUCCUUGCUCUAUUGCCAGGACUGACGGCUCUCAAUGGAUUUGACUCGGCCGCACACAUGUCAGAUGAAGUGCCCCAUCCAGCAAAGCAAAUUCCUCGAGUCAUGGUGGGCCUAGUUCUCCUCUGCGGUUUCGCCGGCCUCCCGAUGGUGAUUGCUGUUUUGUUCUCCGUCACAAACCCCGACAACCUCCUGACUUCGGCCCAACCAAUCUUUCAACUCUUCCACGACAGCAUGAGAUCUUUGCCUCUGGCGAUUCUCUCAUGUCUCAUCUAUCUGGGUCUGUUCUUUUUCGCCUGCGGCUCCAUUGUAACGACACUGAGCCGCGUGUGGUGGUCCUUUUCUCGAAUGGGGUCGCUCCCGUGGGCACAAUGGCAGGGCCACCUCACUCCAGGAUGGCUGCUUCCAGUUAACUCGAUCAUCGUCGUUUCCAUCCUCGAAGUCUUCAUCGGACUGCUCAUCUUUGGCCCCACGACAGUAUUGUACGGCAUCACCGGAAGUGCAGCCGUCUGCUUCUUUUUUUCCUACAUGAUCCCGAUCGUCUGCUUGCUGAUCAAGGGCCGAAAGUCGCUCCCAAAGAGCAGAUACUUCAACCUUGGACGACUUGGACCCGUCAUCAACAUUAUCAGUCUGGCCUGGGCCGCCCUGGUGACUGUCUUUCUAUGUUUCCCCACCUAUUAUCCGGUCACGACGACUUCCAUGAACUACGCUUCAGCUGCGGUCGCAGUGGGUUUGUUUCUGUUCGCUCUGAUGUGGAUCUUCCAUGCUCGGAAGCACUAUGUCGUGCCUGGUGCGUUGUUGUCGUCUGAAUAUCACGAAGACCAUCAGGGGGCUACCGUGGUUAGUUAUUCUGAGAUCCCAGACUAG